AUGGGGUCCACGUGUGGGAUGAGAGGGAGCAACACCAGCCAAAGUUUCCAUAACUUUGGCGGAAGGCAAAGAAUUUCCUGUGCUGCCGGAAGUCUUGAUGGCUCUUGCAGGCUCAACGGCAUCCGUGAGGUUUGUGUUAACAAGCAUCUCUUACAACCUCUCUAUUUGGGGGUUGACCCAAAUGACCAUCAUAUAAAAGCACAUGAGAAGGAGCAGAUGAAGGCCCUCAACAACCAGUUUGCCUGCUUUAUUGACAAGGUACAAAACCUGGAACAGCAGAACCAGAUGCUGCGUACCAAAUGGCAACUGCUGCAGAACCAGAAUAUUCCAGCCGGGAAGAAAGAUCUUAAGCCUCUCUGUGAAAAUUACAUCACCAACCUGAGGAGGAAACUGGACCUCGUAUUGUGCGAGAAGAACAAACUCGAGAUCCAGCACAAAACAAUGCAGAACCUCGUGGAGGACAAUAGAAGCAGGUAUCAAGAAGAAAUGAACAGACGGACAAAUGCCGAAAAUGAUUUUGUCAUGCUGAAGAAGGAAGUUGACGCUACAUUUCGAUGUCAGAAGGAACUGGAAACAAAGCGGGAGCUGUUGAAAGAAAAUCUUGACUUCUUGAGAGUUUUCUGCACAGAGGAACUUGCUGCUUUGAAUCGUCAGUUCUAUGAUACGUCUGUUGUUCUCAAUAUGAACAACAGCCGCCGCCUGAACAUGGAUGGCCUCAUUCAGAGCAUCGAAUGCUGGUAUCAGACCAUCGCACAGAGAAGCAAAGAAGAAGCUAAUCUCUUUUACCAGAACCAGAUUCAGAAUCUUCAGAACAAAAGUUGCCAGUUCCAUGAGAACCUGAAAAGAAACAACAACGAAAUUACAGAGCUGAACAGGAGGAUCCAAAUAUUUCAGUGCCAGGUGGAUACUGAGAAGAAAAAGGUUGCUGCUCUGCAGGCUGCCAUUAGCACCACUGAACAACAUGGCACCUGUGCUGUUAAAGAUGCCCAAACUAAUUUAAUGGAACUUCAGACUACUUUGCAGAAUUCCAAAGAUAAGCUGGCUGCCCUCUUGCGCGAUUACCAUGACCUAAUGAAUACCAAACUGGCCCUUGACAUUGAGAUUGCCACAUACAGGACAAUGCUAGAAGGUGAAGAGAACAGGUGA
Messenger RNA from Eublepharis macularius, 1146 nucleotides. RefSeq names its product keratin, type II cytoskeletal 1-like. The record is from RefSeq and is a predicted model, not a curated record. Gene Ontology annotation, molecular function: structural constituent of skin epidermis. Bases 1 to 1146 code for a protein of 381 amino acids. Gene Ontology annotation, biological process: intermediate filament organization; keratinization. Gene Ontology annotation, cellular component: keratin filament. Lineage: Eukaryota; Metazoa; Chordata; Lepidosauria; Squamata; Eublepharidae. The transcript is spliced from 7 exons.